AUGUCUUCUGGAGGUGCCGCAGAAGCAGAAGUAUCUGCUUCGACAAUGCCGCCCUGGAGGACCUUUCUAAAACGUGCUGUGUUUGUUGGACUCUGUUGCGAAAGUCUGGCACUAGUACUAGUGUGGCAUUCCAGAUUUACUUCUGGCGUGACCGCUCUGUUUGCCGAAAAACUGCGCAGAGAGUCAUGUUUAUGUUUCGUCGAACUUGACACAUACUACAUGCUUGUUUCCACCAAUUUGAAUUUUUCAAUCGUGAUCGUGAGUGCUUCAUUUUCACGGUUUUAUGAUUUUUUCGAAAUCUAGUUGUUCAUCUGAGGAGGAGCCCCGCUCGGAUUUGAACCCGGGUCGUUUCUCUGAUGUGCUAGUGUCACCAGCAAUCCUAGUACUAACUACGCAAUAACCCGUUUAAGGCUAUGGGAAGAAGAUCUGGUUUUAGAUUUGUCACAAAUGCAAAGAACUCUGUAUAGAUCUGCACAGCGCCUUUAUGUUUAGUACGAGUUAUAGGUUUCAUCCAAGCCUCGCAGUAUCAUCCUUUCUGUCGGGAUAACUAAAGAAGCCGGUCGGGUAAAAAAACAGCCUUUACUUUUGUGCACUUUAUGCUAGUAUCCCUUCAGUGAGUGAUCUUUGGUUUGACAAGGAGCGUCAUGUGAAAUUUUGGGAAAAGAAUACACGUUCUGGCGGAAUGGUCUUUUCAUCAUGUUGCGCAGCGGAAAGAGCGGCUAAAAGUUUAGAAGAGUUUGCGGAGGUGGUGCUCCUUCGGGUGCACGUAGUAUCCAUGGCUGCAUGGAUGCUCGUGUUCGCGCAGCGGCUGAAAGGACAAUGUUUUUCUUAAGGUGCGUCACCUACAACGAGAUCAC
Amoebophrya sp. A120 is the source of this 857-nucleotide messenger RNA. Lineage: Eukaryota; Dinophyceae; Syndiniales; Amoebophryaceae. The record is from the annotation of a GenBank genome assembly.